Messenger RNA from Musa acuminata subsp. malaccensis (wild Malaysian banana), 2283 nucleotides. Its product is annotated as poly(A)-specific ribonuclease PARN-like. The record is from RefSeq and is a predicted model, not a curated record. Gene Ontology annotation, cellular component: cytoplasm. Lineage: Eukaryota; Viridiplantae; Streptophyta; Magnoliopsida; Zingiberales; Musaceae. Gene Ontology annotation, molecular function: RNA binding; 3'-5'-RNA exonuclease activity.
GUCUCACCCUCACUACUAUAUACUGAGAGGGAAGGGGGGAGUGGGGGAGCGAGGGAGACACGGAUGGCCGCCGGCAGCGGGAAGCAGCGGUGGGCCGGCGCCGUGAAGCAGGUCACGAAGUCCAACUUCGCCGCCGCCCUACAGCAGCUCAGGACCGACGUGGACAGCGCCGACUUCGUCGCCAUCUCCUGCCGCAAGACCGGCGACUCCGUCGCCUCCUCCCGCCGCCACCCGUGGCACCGCGUCCUCCCCAUCGACACCCCCGAGGUCGCCUACCUCAAGGCCAGGCUUGCGGCCGAGUCGUACGAGAUCCUCCAGUUUGCCGUCUGCCCCUUCCGCCUCCGAGGUUACAAAGUCCUCGCUUACCCGUACAACUUUCACUUAUUUCCUAGGGAUGAAAUAAAUUUGGUUGCACCUUCCUAUUCCUUCUCAUGUCAAACUUCAUUCCUGACGUCUAUGGCUCAAGAAGGUUUUGAUUUUAAUGCCUGCAUAUAUGAUGGGAUUUCAUACUUAUCCCGAGUACAAGAAUCUAUUGUCAAGGAAAGAAAUCCCAUCCCUCAAAUACAACCAGUAUCAUCGUUUUCAAGCCUCUCAGUUGCUGAUUCAAUUUUUAUGUCCAGAAUUAAGUCAAGAGUUGUGCACUGGUGGAAUGUUUGUAAAGAAUCGAGUAACACAAUUGAUGAGGAUUUGAUCAAGUCCCUGCGAAAGCUCAUCUCAGGUACUGAACUAUAUGGUUCGAGGCCUUCCAUGAGCAUCAGUGUCUGCAGUGAUCGUCAAGUUCAGUUGGCUCUGCAGACUGUCAGUCAUAUUCAUGAUAACAUUGUACCUCUGGUUGUUCCAGACAAAUCUGGAGGACCUAAGGCUGUACGUAUAGUGCUGACUAGCUCAGAGGAGGAUAAAAAUCUUCUCAUGACCGAGAUUCAAAAUCUUGAAAAUGAGCAGAACCUGAGAGUUCGGGGAUUCCGGGAAGUGAUUGAUGUGAUUUCCUCUUCCAAUAAACCAGUCAUUGGUUAUAACUGUCUACAUGAUUUCACAUUUAUUCACUCAAAGUUCAUUGCCCCUUUGCCCCCAACUCUCUUUGAAUUUAUGUGCUCCUUGAGGUUGGUAUUCACUAACAUAAUUGAUAUCAACCAUCUGUCUAAGGAAAUUGGCCCUUUGAGAAAAGCAAAGAAUCUACCUGCCACUCUUAGUUACUUGAAGAGGCAAUUCUUUAUGCCUAUUGAUAUCGAACUCCCUCCAAAAGCCGCUGAAGAAAAGAGCAACAAGGCCAUUCAUGGAAAUAAUGUUCUGCAAAUAACUUAUUUAUUUGCAGCACUCAGUGCAUUACUAAAACUGAAUCCUGAUGGUCAACUUCCUCAAGGACAGAACAUCAUGCCCAUUGAAGAUUAUUCAAAUAUCUUUUAUCCCAUAUGCACUAGCCUACAGGAACCUGAUGAUGAGCUUAAUUAUCUGAUGGAACAUGCCAAGAAAUCGAGCACUGGUAACUUAGUGUUUUUGUGGGGAUUUAGUCAUUUGAUUUCUUCUAAGGAGCUAAAACGUGAGCUACAACAAAUUCAUGAGGUGUUCACAGAAGAUUUCGAGUUACAGUUGAUGGAUGAGACUUGUGCAGCUGUUGUCUUUUCCAGAUCAGGUUUGGCUGAGGCUUUACUGAUGGAAAUGGGAUCAGGAAAGUUUUGUUCUGAUGCUUUGUCAACGAAGACAUCAGGGCUGAGAGCAGCAGGGUAUGACGCUUAUCGAAAGGUUUGCAUGUCCGGUCUUUGGGAGGCAUACUUGGCUGAUUCCUUGGAGAAUAUACUGUCCGGGUCAACCAAUAGUCUGUCAGCAUCUUCCGAGAAAGAUUCAUCUGAGGUUUACUGGAGAAGUGAGUCAACAAUUGAUCUAAGUGAUCUCUAGGAAAAUUAUCUUAUCGUCGGACUUGAGUUUGGUUUUGAGAUAUCCAAGCAAAGAACAAAUCACCAAUACAGAAAGGAAUUAUGAGAUAGUAAAACCAACUUUGCAGAGAAACUUCAUGGUUUCCCUUAUCGGUGUUGAAGCCCAUACCAUUGUGGAAUGCCUAGCUUCUGUACGUUGAUUUACUUACAAAAUUUUGACCAAGUGAUGCUUUAUAACACCAAAAUGAAAUUUUAGGUAAUUUAGGCAUUUGUAAAUGUGCAUUUCAUUGUAGCAUCAUCUUCAAAGUUUUGUAGAAAAUUCAGAUUAAUAGUUGAUCAUCCGAUUACCAAAAGUCAUACUGUUUCCUAGUAAGAAUCAUGUACUUGUUCAGCAUAAAAUGAUGAUUAUUCA